Messenger RNA from Ylistrum balloti, 8310 nucleotides. Its product is annotated as inositol 1,4,5-trisphosphate receptor type 2-like. The record is from RefSeq and is a predicted model, not a curated record. The coding region runs from base 1 to 8310 and encodes 2769 amino acids. Gene Ontology annotation, biological process: calcium ion transmembrane transport. Gene Ontology annotation, molecular function: inositol 1,4,5-trisphosphate-gated calcium channel activity; inositol 1,4,5 trisphosphate binding. Gene Ontology annotation, cellular component: membrane; endoplasmic reticulum. NCBI's taxonomy places the organism in Eukaryota, Metazoa, Mollusca, Bivalvia, Pectinida, Pectinidae. The transcript has 71 exons.
AUGUCUGCUGUUGUGUCUCGAGUCGGCUUCCUUUGGCUUGCCAAGGAUUUCAAGGCUGUCAAGGACGUCAAGUAUGUCAAGGAGGUCAAGGACGUCAUUGAUGCCAAGGACCUCACGGACGUCAAGGAUGUCAAGUAUGUCAAGGCCAUCAAGGAUGUCAAGGACCUCACGGACGUCAAGGAUGUCAAGUAUGUCAAGGCCGUCAAGGAUGUCAAGGACCUCACGGACGUCAAGGAUGUCAAGGACGACACGGACGUCAAAGACGUCAAGGAUGUCAAGGACCUCACGGACGUCAAGGAUGUCAAGGACGACACGGACGUCAAAGACGUCAAGUGUGUCAAGGACGUCAAAGAUGUCAAGGACCUCAAGGAUGUCAAGGACGUCAAUAAUGUCAAGGAUGUCAAGGACAUGAACUCAAGUUUAAUAUUUUCGUACGAGAUCAACCAAACAUGGCCAAUUUCAUGGUCAUAUUUCAAGAUGUCAGGACUAACGGACAAACAAGAAGACACUCUAAGUAUUGGAGACGCAGUUUGUCUGUACACUACCGAGAGCUAUGGGUUUAUGUACUCCCGACAAACAAGCUCCAUUUUUAACCAGCUGGCUGUUGGAGUGCGCCAAGACAAAAUUCGACCAGACAUACAGAAUCAGCAUAUGAUAACAUUUGAGAUAUGUGUGGCCAAUCGAUACAAGCUCAACAAACAGUACAAAAAGCAAGCGGCCAAACUUGCUGAAGAUCCAGAAAAUCUUACACUACGGGCAAAUGUGGCACAAUCUAAGCUUGCAGCUGAAGCUGAAACAGAGGACAAUGCUAUGGAACAAAAGCGACAACAGGGCAGGAAAGUCUUGUAUGGCCAGAUUGUACAGUUGCGCCAUGUAUUCAGUGGUAAAUACAUCCAUGUCAGUACAACCAAGACAUCAGACACUGAGAGCAGCAACAUGGCGGUUGAACUUAUUCCCGUUAAUGCAAAGCAUGCUCAGUUCCGUAUUAUGCCCCGAUACAAGGUCAAAGCCGAAGGUGACAUGGUCCAAGUGGAAGACCAGAUCAUGUUUGAAAGUGUCAAGUCAGCUGGAUCCUUUCUCCAUUGUAGCAAAUACUUUUUUCCUGGCCACUCCGUCUACUGUGAUAGUCACGAGUUGAACCUGUCUGUCCAGACAACCGGGUUUGUGGUGUACCGUAAAUACAAACCUAUGGUAGAGGAGGAGGACAGACUCAAGAUUGGGGAGCCUGUUCGCUUCUUCCAUAAAGAGAUGGAGGCAUAUCUUGUAGCAGAGGGAUUAUUUGAGGAAGAAAUUCAAGAGGAUGUCCAUUUGCGUGUACGUCCAAUGGAUCAGACGAUUCCUAAGACCAUGUUCCCUAGUACUGCCUCCAUCACCUACUGGCAAAUUGAGCUGCAGGAGGGACCAGUCAGAGGUGGUAUCCUGAAAUGGGAGCAACCCAUCAAGAUUGUCCAUAUGUGUAGUCGGAAGUAUCUCUCUGUUGAUAAAACAACAAAUGAACUCACUCUUACUUCUUCUCACACCGAUCCUCGUGCAACCUUUAAACUAUAUGCUGUCUUCAAGACGGAGCAGAGUGUCAUGAAGGAUAGCUACUGUAGGAUCCAACAUGUUUCCACGGGCUUCUGGCUACAUGGAUUUUUGGAUAAGUACAGGAGUCGACAGCAAUCAGAUUCCUCUGACAAUGGAUCUAUGACAGCCCAUAAAUGGAGUACAGCCGAACUCAGAAAGGUUGGGGUGAUUGAGGAGAAACAGUAUGAUGAUGCCUUCACCCUUCAAAUAGUGGAGCCAGAACUCCUGGAAAUAUUCAACGGCAUGUCGGGAAUGGUCCCUUUCCUACAGAAACUUGUUAAAGACAAAAAGCAGGGAAUUGUCCUGAAUGCCAAGAUGGCUCAUGAUGCAGUUACGGCUCUUCAAGAAAUGCGAGGUUACAUGUUUGAGCUCGGUGAGACCACCAAACAAAGGCAGAAACUACUGCGUAAUUUACAGAUCGUGGAAGUUCUAGUUCAACUUCUGCAGAUCCCAUUCAGAGGAUGUGAUGACCAGCAUCAUUUGGUGAGGAUUUAUGUGGAGGCAUACGAUGUCCUUUACACCUAUUUGAUGGGAGAUAGCAGGAAGAAUGAGCUCUACAUCGCUAAACAUAUUGACUUCUUCCUCACACAGUUUGAGAUCAAAGAGGGUCAGAUUGGUCUGAAUGCUGCUCACAUGGUGAUGGAACUGAUCAAGGACAACAGGAAGAUUGUGGACAGGAUCACCCACAAACAUAUUGACACUUUCAUUGACCUCCUACAGAGAGACAAGAACUAUCGAUAUCUGGAUUUGCUGAGUGUCUUGUGUGUCUGUGAAGACAUCUCCAUCUCUGACAACCAGAAGUAUAUCACAGAAGUCUGGCUGAUGAAGGGGAACAGGAACUGUGUUUUCUAUACUGACCUCGGACAGAAGAUAGGGAAAGUGCCUGGGGUUGUGUAUGUCUCCUCAAACAUGGGCCGUACUUGGACAGAACUGAGGGAAUUUGUCCAGCGAGCUGGUACAGACGAGUCAUACCUGUUCUUAGAACAUCAGCUGGAACUUUAUGGAAUGUUGUGUCAUGGUCAAAAUGAGUUCUCCACCAAAGUGAUAACCCAAGAGCUGAACUAUCUGACAUGGGAGGAAGCCUUUACCUGUCUCAGUGAUGAGGUUCUCCCUGACCAGCUGCGUGCCAGAUACUGCAUGCUCAUUACAACCAUGUUUGUGGAUAUCAGUGAGAACCAGGCUGUCACAGACAAAGUCAAACUCUCCUACAUUUACGAAGAUGUGGACCAGUUUGAGGAUGUGGUGGAUCGUACUGGAUCAACAACAUAUCAGUUCUUCCCAACCCUCAAUGACUGGAUCUCCAAGUUCCUCGGCAAAAACAGUGAUAUGACUGCAUCCGAGAUAGGCAACAACAUGCUGGUCAAACAGGUGUUAAGACUGGUACACUACCUCGUAUCCUUUGGAUUCUACUACAAAAUUGAUGACAUCAAGAAGCUUCUUGAACCCCUGAUGAGUUUGCUGGAUGGAAGGAAUGACAAACCUUACCCAAAUAUAUCAGGCAAAGAUGGAGAGGAAAUCUUGAAACAUUUCCGCAAAGUUGGACGCUAUGAGAGAGGUCAAGAAACCAAGGCUAUUGUAGAUGCCAAAUGCCAGGCUUUGGAAGUGCUGGACUUGUUCUUUGAUUUUAUCCUGAACCAAAGACUUGAGAAAUUUAUCAACAUGUUCAAAGUAACCCACACAGAGAUGAAUACACCCUCUGGGUUUUUUAGCCAUAAGACAGAACUUGCUCCCAUGCUUUCUUCAGACUAUGAUCCACUUAAACAACAUGGAUUGUCAAAGAUUGCUUUGAAGAGGUUGGCUGAAAUCUUUGACUCCACCUCUUUCCUGAAAGGUUACAAUCUGGUAGACGUCCUGAAGGACUUGACUCAUUACAAGUAUGAUGAGAUCAUCAGACAGUCACUAAACCUUCUGGACAGAUAUUACUCAGCCUACAAUGAUCUCUUCUCUAGAGCAGUUCAGGCACAGGUGUGUAUUACGGACCGAUCUGUGGAAGUGUACCACCUCCUAGAAAGAGUUCUUCCCAAAAUGAGAUUGUAUGCUAGUGCACGCCUGAGUGAUGAGCAAAUAAUUGAGCUAGCUAGCAUUCUAGACUCACUGAUUUUGACGUGCCAUCUGGAUGGAGAAGAGGACGAACCUCACCCUGUCAAUCAGACCAUCCUCUACAACCAUGGAAUCAUUGAGUUGUGUUUCACCAUUCUUACCCAGAAAAUCGACACCAAGCUAUUGGACCAGUAUUCUGGGCUGACAAAGAUUUUCAGGAAGACUUUUACGCUGUUGAAGCUCAUGUCUCGCUUGAACAAGCUGGUACAGAAUCGACUGUUUGAUCGUCUGGACCUUUUGCUGAAGGUACAGGGAGUAGAGGUGGAGCUAGCCGAUUGUAUUGCUGAGCUGUUUGUAGGAAAUACUAAGACUUGUAUGAAGAUCACAGGUAAACAAGUACAAAGGAUUAUGUCUAUGGUGGCUCGUUGUAAAGAAACUGUCCCCCAAUUCCUAGACCUUCUCAAUGCUGUUGUCAAGGUGGAGGAGUUAGACCUGCCCAUCAAACGUAACCAGGGCUUCGUCAUGCAGUAUUUCAUGCAGUUCAGAGCUGAUGUAGCUUAUGUCAUUGACCAAGACGAGUCGGCACGAGAGAAAAUCCUGAUGGACAACAGUCACAAGGACCUACAGUAUCUGGUGGCCAUGAUGGAUAUGCUGGCUACUUGUGCUGAGGGUGAGAACCAGUUUAUUGAAUCCAUCUGUCAGACAAUCUUCAAGAUUCCUGAGCUGAUGAGAAUUCUAAAUAAUCCCAAAGUCAGUGAUAACCUCAAGAGACCUUUUCUGAGAUUCAUCUUGUGGGUGUAUCUCAACUCUGCUGGAGGGAUGAUAGAGAGUGGCGCCGGAGACCUUCCACACGACAAAACCAUGUGGAACUACAUAGAAAGCCUCAAUCAAACUCUGAAGGCAGUGGCUGAUUACUGUCGCGAGAAUCCACGCAGUGCAAAGCAACUGGUCAGGAAACCACCUCCCAGAUUUUCCAAGGAGAUGUCUAGACAGUUUGUCAUUCAGGGCAGUAUGCACUACUUAUUUGAUGCUGUCAUGCCUUUCCUCCAGAUCUUCUGUAAAAAUUACUACCAGCCAGACUUGACUAUGUACCCAAGUGAACCACAGAGCAUGGAUAUCUUGGCUCGGAACUUUAAGGACUUCAUGAGUGUGAUUGGUCCACUCAUCAGUGAUGCAGGACAAUUGAAGAAACUCAAUGCAUGUAUGAGUACCCUGAUGUCGGCCUCUACUUUACCUGUUGCAGAAAUUCGGGAAUUCCAAGACCAGAUGGGUACUGGAAAUCAAUCCCUAGAUGUCCGCAGUGAUAGCAAAAAGUCCUAUGAUGACUAUUACGAGGCCGAGAAUGAAAUCAACAACCAGCUCAACGACUUUUCAAUGAACAUGAAAAAAUCUUACGGAGGCAAUAACACAGUGCAGGCACAGAUCGGAUUCCCGUCUGAUUUACCAUAUUCGGAGGUUGGAGGAGAUGAAGAGCUACCUCUCGGGCGGGAGUUCCAGGAGCAUUUAGAGUGUUUCAUUAAUCGAUCGGCCAAAACACCCCGCGAGAAAUACUCAUUAGCAAGUAAACUUGUCAAAAUGAUGGCAAUCUCGUCAAGUCUUACCAACCUCAGUGAGAAGGAGAAGUUGGAUCAGGUAAACCUGGACAUCAAGACUUUGCAGCUGCUGCGUGGACUCAUACAUAAUGAGAUCUGUAGACUGCCGGAGGGAUGGGAACAGAACUCAUCUGACCACAGAAAACAGUUACGUGUGAUUGACCAGGUCCAGGAUGCCCUUGACAACUGUGGAGCAGUCAGCAGUGUACUUGACCACUUGUCACGACCUCAAGAUGAAGUUGUUAGGGAGGUGCUUGUCUUCAUGGCUAACCUUCUUUAUAACGGCAACGAGUCAGUCCAGGUCAGUUUGAUAGACUUCUUCACUGGAACAAGAGAGGAGACCUUCUUCUUCUCUAUCAAAGGAAGGAUGACCAUGUCCGCUAUAGCUACGCGGGAAAAACGUCAUCUGUUUGCAAUGCACCAAGCACGAAUGGAGGAUGCUAUUCAACAGGCGAAGGCUCUAAAGAUUGCCAUGAAAACUGGACAGCUGGCCACCAAUGAGAUCACCAAAGCUAACAAUUUUGGAUCCUUCAUGUCAUCCAACAUGCAGAAGUCUUCCCUCAACCUAGGCUCCAGCCUGGCAGUGAACCAGAAACUUGGUUCCACUUUAUCUGUUAGAGACAAUACUUCACCAAAACCUGGCACAUCAUUGGUGGUCGCUAAUGGUAUCCAUGGUGAUCCGCCACCCGCACAGAGCCCAAAAGGUGGCAGUGCUCUCUCAUCCAGUGUAUCACUUAAACCUCCUGCAGCUGUUCCCAAUGGUAUGGGAGUGUCCACCAAAGUAGCACCCAUGGAAAUAACAGCACUGGAAGAUGAAGAGGAAGAAGAACUUGAUGAGGCAGAGAUCAAAGAGUUACUCGGGGAGGACUUUGGUGAAAGCGGUGACCUGGAAUUUGAAGAUGAUGGUUAUAUUGAACUUGUACUGAGGAUUUUGGGACUAAUGUGUGACAAUCAGUAUCGUCCUCUACAGGAUUAUUUACGAGAACAACCAGAUAAUAUAAAGUCUGCCAACUUAGUGGCAGAGACAACAAGAUUCUUGGACAUUUUAUACGGAAGUGUCAACAGCAAAUCAAUGCCCCUUAUUUGUCAGCUGUUCGACACUCUCGUGGAGUUCUGUUCGGGAAACUUUGCCAACCAGGCAUGCGUGUUUGACAACAAGAUCUGUGACUACAUGAAUCACAUCUUACGUAUGGGUGUCUUCAAGGGCUGCAGUAAAAUAGAGGUGUACUCACUGAAAAUGUCAAUCGCCACUGUGAUCCGAGCCAUGAGCGAGGAAAAUGCUCCUCAGGACUUCAUUCAGACAGAAAAUCCUCUAGCUACCUUAGCAAGGGAAGUGAUGGAGUCAAUUGAUGAACACAUAAUGAUGAAAACACUCACAGAUGCCUACUCAUGUUCAUUGCAAUUGGCUAAAGCAUCCAGUAAAGAGAGAAAAGAUGACGACUAUGAUGAACUCUGUGACCUUGUACAGGAUGUUGGUUUUGCAUAUUUCCAAAUUCUGCUCCGAAAACUGGCCAUAGAAAAAGGCAUUACAAAGGAAGUCUUUGUAAAAACCAAGUUGCAGAAGGAAGCAUGGGACUUCUACGAUUUAGGAACCAUGUCAAUUGAAGUGCUGAAAGGGGAGGACCUUCAGACAAUCUACUUCAGAGUGAAGGAUAAGAGUGUGUUGCGUGAGGACAUCAAGGAGAAGUUCAAGUAUGAGGUGGACCGCUCCACUCCCAGCAACAAGAUACGAGGCUUCAUGGACUGGUCCAGUGACAUCAUGCAGGACAUAAAAUACCAACGAAAGGUCUUAUCAAACCCUGUUGGAAGAAUUCUCAUCAAACUUUGGAUACCAAUGAACUAUGCUGCCCUGAUGCUGAGCAUUCUGAUAUGUUCUGUCAUAAUGAUCACAUGGCGUGAUCCCAAGAACGAAGAGGGAAAUUCUGACGUUGACAGCAUUGUGCCAAUCUUCAGCAUCGAUGAGAACCUGUACUUUUAUUUCCUGUACAUAGUGGGUGGGAUACACAACUUCCUCAGUGUGUGUAUAUAUGUGACAUUCUUACUGUCCAACAACCCAAGUUUCCCACCGUGGCAGUUUUUCCUCAGGCUUAUAGGGAAGAGCAAUGAGAAGGAGGAAGAAUUUAAGACCUGGAAUGAGAGGAAAAACCCAUACGACACCAACAACCUUGAAUUAAACAUAUACAGCAUAAAAGCCCUAUACUAUGUGGUAUUUGUGGCAUGUUCAAUACUUGGAACAAUCUACUAUGGGUACUUCUUCUCUUUCCAUCUCCUCCACAUCGCAGAGCUCAAUCAGCUGCUUAAACGAGUCAUCCAGGCUGUCACCACUAACGGAAUGUCACUGUUGUUGGUUGCUUUGCUUGGUCUGGCCAUCAUGUUUAUCUACUCCCUGGUCGGCUUUGCUUUCCUUCGGGAGAAAUACUUCAAAGAGGAUGAAGGUCGUCAUUGUCGUACGGUGGCCCAGUGUUUCGUCACCAUAACUCAUCACGGCUUUGUGGAUGUGCCCUACACUACAUUUGAGAGUGCCAUGGACAGUAACAUCAAUGAUGUACUAAUGCUAUCAGCUAUAGACGUGACCUUCUUCAUACUCAUCACCACCAUCGGCCUUAACAUCAUCUUUGGUGUUAUUGUCGACACUUUCUCCCAACUAAGAGACUCCAAGUGGGAAAUUGACAAAGACAUGCAAAACAAUUGUUUUAUCUGCAGCAGAGAGAGCUAUGACUUUGAGCGACAAGGAAAGGGUUUUGAGAAACAUGUGAAGGCAGAACAUAACCAGUGGGCCUACCUUUUCUUCUUUAUUCACUUGGAUGAGACCAGACCCAAUGACUAUUCAGCUCUGGAACUCCAUGUCUAUAACAUGUUGGACCUGAACCGCUUUGAGUUCUUCCCCUUGAACAGAGCACUCUGCCUUCAGAGUGACAAGUAUGACACAGAUGAAAUGAUUGAACAGCUUCAGAUAUCCAUCAAAGCAUUAGAUGCGAAGCUCACCAAUGAAAUGAUGCUUGUUGAGUUUAUGGCUUCCAAAAUAAAAGAGGAGGAUGCCCUUAAACUGAAGGAGAGGGAGAAGAAAAAUCAAAAGGAGUGGGAAGCUAGUCAGAAAACUCCACGGGAAUAA